Lingula anatina is the source of this 1338-nucleotide messenger RNA. RefSeq lists its product as uncharacterized. NCBI's taxonomy places the organism in Eukaryota, Metazoa, Brachiopoda, Lingulata, Lingulida, Lingulidae. The record is from RefSeq and is a predicted model, not a curated record. Gene Ontology annotation, molecular function: methyltransferase activity.
AUGGCAGAAGUUCAGGUGCCCCACAGUCACAUACCAUAUGGCAAAGAAGGUUCUGGCUUCUACAGUGACAACCAUAUAGCGUGCUUUAAUGUUGUAGAUGCAGCCACUCCUAUGGCCCUCAAUGCACUGGAAAAGGUUCCAGUGAAAAGUUUGAACGUUCCGUUUGUAAUUGCUGACUUCGGAACUGCAGACGGGGGGACAUCUAUGAUUCUUUUAAAAAAGAUGAUAGAACUUCUGCGUGUCAGACAUGGCAAAGACCUACCUGUGCAAGUGGUGUAUGAGGACCAGCCUGUCAAUGACUUCAAGUCACUGUUUUUUAGAGUACAAGGUUUGCUGAGUCAUGCCCCACCAUCCUACAUGCAGGAGUUUGACAAUGUGUAUGUGCUAGCCAGUGGUACCAGUUUCUACUCCCAGUGUUUGCCUCCUGGUAGCCUGCACUUUGGCAUGUCCUUCACUGCCAUGCAUUGGCUUUCCACAAGACCAUGUAGAAUCACGGGAGCAUUACACUUCACUGAGAUCACAGACUAUAAGGAGAAAGCUGUAUUCCAAGCCCAGGCAGCCAAAGACUGGGAGACCAUCCUUCUGGCAAGAGCUAAAGAGUUGCGAUCAGGUGGCAGAAUGGUGGUCAUAAACUUAGCCAUAGACAAAGAAGGACAGAGUGCAGGAACCACCAAAAAUAUCAAGGAGAGCGUGUUCCACAGCUUUACCAAGUACUGGAAGGAGAUGGCCACUGAGGGAGAGAUCACACAGGUAGGGGAACAUGACUUUAACAAGUACUGGAAACAGAUGGUCACUGAGGGAGAGAUCACACAGGUAGGGGAACAUGACUUUAACAAGUACUGGAAACAGAUUGUCACUGAGGGAGAGAUCACACAGGUAGGGGAACCUAACUUUAACAAGAACUGGAAACAGAUUGUCACUGAGGGAGAGAUCACACAGGAAGAAUUUGACAACACAAACUUCAACAUGUAUUACCGAACCGUGGAGGAAUGCAGUGCUCCAUUUUGUGACCCGAACUCUGCUGUGUCCAAAAGUGGGUUAAAGUUGCUGGCCAUUGAAACUAAAGUGGUGCGUUGUCCAUUUCACGAAAAAUGGAUCAAGAGUGGAAGGAAGGCCGAUCAAGAGGCAGCAGCUGACCACGCCAGGCGUUGUGUCCGAUCGCCACGCACCUGGAGCAACUCUACCUUCCUCUCGGGUCUGGAUAGCUCUCGCUCAGAGGAGGAAAAGGCUGCCAUUGUGGAUAAGUUCUUUUUGAAGUACGAGAAAGCAGUGGCAUCGGCCCCAGAGGAUCAUGGGGUGGAUUUUGUUCACGCUUAUAUGGAUAUAGAAAAAGUUUAA